AUGUCGCCGUCUCCUGGACAAUGCGACAUGUGCGGUGGAACUAAGGAUGACGAGAAAUGGAGGCGCAGGAUGGCCCUGCGUAUGAAAGCUGACGAGCUCUUUCCUCCCAGGAGCUGGGGUUUUACUACGAGCAAGUGCAACUACAAGAAACGACUGCUUCGAGCCGUUGAGGCUGGAGGCAUGCACGAGCAUCCUGCUGGGGUUGGCAGGGGCUCGACGGUACACCUUCAUGUGCUGAUGCGCCGCAUGAAGUUGAGGGCCAAGUUUCUGGCCCGUUGUGGGAAAGCCAGUGGUGCUGUUGCCGAGGCGAACAGUGCCGGCGGCCCUCUUGAGGGGCCUUCUACUGCCGAGGUUGCUCAGGCUUUUCGAGGAGCUCUCGACACAGGACAUGCUGGUUGUGGUUGCCGGCAAGUCCCUGCUGACGAGGGAUCUGAGCCAGGGCCCGGUGACCUGUGGUCUGUGCUGCGACGUUUCGAGUUGCCGGGCAAUGGGGAACGAGAACUUUGA
Messenger RNA from Symbiodinium sp. CCMP2456, 507 nucleotides. The record is from the annotation of a GenBank genome assembly. Lineage: Eukaryota; Dinophyceae; Suessiales; Symbiodiniaceae.